CGCCGUGGCCGCUAUAAAAGCUGGCGGCGCGGCGGGCGGCGCGAGUCACCGACGCGCCGCGACGCCGAGCACGCACCGCGCGACACCUGAACCCAACGACGCUUACACAGGUCGAGAGGUGAUCACCAGGUGGAACGAGCACAUCGAAAGUUUAGUGUGGAGACACAGUACCCGGUCCGAGAUAGGAGUUAACUGUCCUGUUGCUGAGUGGUCAGCAUGCGAGCGAGUCUGUGGGUGGUGGCGCUGGCGCUGGCGUUUACGGCGGCGUUGCUGAGCGUCGUUUGCGCUGACAAACGCGCUGAGAUGUCACCGGCGCCGUUCGUGAUGGGCUCCCGAUAUGGGCGCUCGCCGCACCGACUCGUAGCGCCAAGGAAUGACAGGUUCUUCAUGGGCAGCCGGUAUGGCAAGCGGUCAGAGGCUCCGAGCGGCGCGGCGGGCUGGGCGGCGGGCUGGGCGGGCUCGCGCGACCUCGUCUGUGAGUACACCGGCGUGUACUCGCUCUAUCGGUGUGCGUAUCGCGAUCAUCCACGCGUUGAGCGAAGGAGUAGUGACGAGGAGUCCCUCCCCGGUGAGAGCGACUAGACGCGCCCGCACUCGGCACUUCCCUCGACGACUCCUGCACCACCGACUGUCCUGCUGGCGUGACGUCACGUCAGCUCCCCUGCGACACACUAAAAGCGCCACGUCAUCGGUUUAAUCUCUACAUCUUCAAGACUGAACAUGUGCGCCGGACACGCGGCGUGCAGAUGGCUGGGGCUCGCCACGUGACUGCACGCACAUACAUAUAUGUAUACCUAUUCACAUACAUACAUACAUAAUCAUACUUCUCGCCGGUCGCCAACAACGUGGCGCAGUCUGAGACCGCACUCUCCACACUCCAGUCUGCUGAAUAUAAUGUAUAAGUUGUUAGUUGGAUAUAUUAUAUAAUAUAAGAAAAUUUGUGGUUGUGUGGUUUGACCACGUGAUACGUUUCAAUAAAACCGGACCCACGGGUACCGAACA
Messenger RNA from Manduca sexta (tobacco hornworm), 1002 nucleotides. Its product is annotated as RYamide neuropeptides. Bases 217 to 582 code for a protein of 121 amino acids. NCBI's taxonomy places the organism in Eukaryota, Metazoa, Arthropoda, Insecta, Lepidoptera, Sphingidae. The transcript has 5 exons. The record is from RefSeq and is a predicted model, not a curated record.